CUGGUUGUGAAUGCGAAAUACUUUUCACCCCUUCUCCGCUCACCUGAUCACCACAGUCUUCGCGCUCGUCCAGUUCACUUCUGUAUUCUUCGUUCAUUUGAGAGUAGUGAGCACAAUAACAAGGCAAAAAUCGCACGAUCACAAUUCCCGUGUCUGUCACUGUUCUAAAUCAACAUCCAUCAGAGCCAACAUCACCACACCGAGCACAACAUCUUUUUUGAGUGUCACCUUCUUAGAUCAGCGUCCACGAUGGUCACUUCUCCAGAGUUCAAGACCUUCCAUGGAUCACCUUCGAGAGCCAUCCAAGAAGGAAGUUACAAAAGCAGAGAACUGGCGCCGAAUGAAGUCCUGAUCCGUAUAACUUACUCUGGGGUAUGCGGAACGGAUUUGCAUGGACUGGAAAGUGGCAUGGUGCUCGGACAUGAAGGCGUAGGUGUUGUGGAGGCUUUCGGAGAAGGAAUCAGAGGCGUGUGGAAAGUAGGAGAGCGUGUCGGCUUCGGCUAUGUCAAAGAUGGAUGUGGAGUGUGCGAAUUCUGUCUCGUCGGAGCUCAUAUGCACUGCAUCAACUCCGCCAGAUUCUACUCAGGAACUGACUUAGACCAAGGAUCGUUUGCGACACAUGCCAUUUGGCCAGAGACUCUGAUUCAUCGAGUUCCGGAAGGUCUCAGCGAUGCUGAAGCUGCACCACUAUUCUGUGCUGGCCAAACUGUCUUCGUUCCAUUGCUCAAGUAUGUUAAGCCUGGAGACCGUCUGGGAGUCGUAGGUAUUGGUGGAUUGGGGCACUUGGCAAUUCAAUUCGCUUCGAAGUGGGGUUGUGAAGUUGUCGCAUUUUCCGGCACCAACAAGAAGAAGGAUGAGGCGUUGGCUUUGGGAGCGACUGAGUUCGUGGUGACCAAAGGUGUUGAAGGGCUUGUAGUGGAUCAUAAGCUGGAUCACCUUUUCGUUACAACAAGUCAGCACCCAAAGUGGGAACCGUACAUGGAUGUGAUGAAACCUUUCGGGAACAUAUAUCCUCUCACAGUCUCAACAGAGGACCUGGUUAUCCCAUUCCUCCCUUUCCUUCUGAAGGAGAUUUCAUUCGUUGGUUCGUGCACCUCGACUCCUGCUAGUGUGGACAAAAUGUUAGAGUUUGCGUCCUUUCACGGAGUGAAACCCAUCUUGGAGGAGUUCCCUCUGUCAGUUGAUGGUGUGACUGAGGCUUUGAGACGUCUUCAGGCGGGAGAAGUCAGAUAUAGGGGUGUGUUGAAGGCUUGA
Cadophora gregata is the source of this 1254-nucleotide messenger RNA. RefSeq lists its product as uncharacterized. Gene Ontology annotation, molecular function: alcohol dehydrogenase (NADP+) activity; zinc ion binding. Gene Ontology annotation, biological process: alcohol metabolic process. The record is from RefSeq and is a predicted model, not a curated record. The transcript has 3 exons. The coding region runs from base 250 to 1254 and encodes 334 amino acids. NCBI's taxonomy places the organism in Eukaryota, Fungi, Ascomycota, Leotiomycetes, Helotiales, Ploettnerulaceae.